Molecule: messenger RNA, 3234 nt
Organism: Trichechus manatus latirostris (Florida manatee)
Lineage: Eukaryota; Metazoa; Chordata; Mammalia; Sirenia; Trichechidae
Product: zinc finger protein 613-like
Exons: 6
Coding region: 1142-2422 (426 amino acids)
Biological process (GO): regulation of DNA-templated transcription
Source: RefSeq, a predicted model, not a curated record
CAAUUUGAUUGGUUCCAUGAUUUCCUUUGAAGCUCGAGCCUAUGAAAAUAUAUCUAUUUUCUGCAAGGAUCGAGGAGCCAGGAAACACCACAGUGUCAGUGACUUCUUGUCCUCCUAGCCAUUUAUUGCUACUGGUUUUAGAGCGGCGUUUAGUGUUCUGUACGGCGGAUAUUUAAAUAUGGCCGCCUCAAGAUAGUUCUUUUAGAAGGGCGCAGACAUAUUAUCUUGUAAGGCCUUACCGGAAAUCUUGUUUACCGCACAUCUUCAAAUGUUAUGACCCUCGCCGGCCCCCGUAGGCGAGGAAGUAUUUUGUACGACCGGUCGAGAAGUAAAAGCUGUUCACGGAAGUAAGUGCAACUUAUCAGAACUGUUCGUAGUUCAGGAUAUAAGCAGGUCCUGACUCCUCAGCAGCAAGAGAAUGAAUUGAAGAAAAGAGGAAGAUGUUCUAGGAUUUGGGUAUUGUCAUUUCUGGAACACCCUUCAUGGUAGACUGAAAUUUCUGAACAGAAAUUUAGAGCUGAUCCAGAAAACAGAGAGAGCGUCCCAGGUGCUGGCCAUGUCACAAGAGUAAAAGAAAAUGGUCAAGGCCCAGGUGACUUUUAGUUUGUUUUAUGCUUUAUUUUGUCUCCUAAUGAAUUUGUAAAGGCCUGUAAAAUAUCAGUUCAGUUCAUCUAAAAAGUAUAAAUUUGGAGAAGUCAGAGCUGGAGAGACGUAAACUUAGACUCUGACUUCAGCAUCAGGCAAAGUAGGUUCAGGAAUCUAUUGUUCAUGGAAUUAACACUAAAUAUUGACGUUGAACAUAAUACGUACUGGACCAUUCUGUGGGUUACGUUAGCUGUCAGCUAACAUCUAAUAUUUCUCUGGCCAACAUAAGAGAAUCGUUAUAAUUUAAAUGAUAUGCCCAGUUUUUGAGGAGAAAGAAGAUCAGUGCCUCAGGUGAUUUUAGUAUUUUUAUGGGACUUUCGUCUGAGUAAGUUUCUUUGAUGGUUCUCCCUGUAGGUAAUGUGGUGGACAGUGUCCUGAACAGCAGCAUUCUCAUAAAGCAAAAGACUCCCUGACAUUCAGUGAUGUGGCUGUGAAGUUCACCUGGGAGGAGUGGCAGCUCCUAGACCCUGCUCAGAAGGACCUGUUCUGGGAUGUGAUGUUGGAGAACUAUAACAACCUGGUAUCCUUGGGGUAUCGAGUUAGCAAACCAGAUGCACUCUCCAGGUUAGAACAAGGAGAACAACCAUGGACUAUAUUAGAUGAAAGUCAUAAUCAAAACUUUUCAGGGAAGGAACAGGGUACAACUCACAUCAGGAUAAACUUGGAAGCAAGAGGAACAACUCAGGAUACAGUUCUUCAGUCAGAAAUCUGGGAAGUUGAUCAUCUGCUUGGGCACUCACAAAAUGAAAGCAGGGUGGACAGCAUGGAACAGUGCUAUGAACAUAAUACAUUGGAAAAUAUUGUUCAUCGGCACAAAAAUCAUUCUCCUUUAAGGGAAAAUCAUGAUAUGUUUGACUUAGAUGAAAAAGCUGUGAAAUCAAAUUUAGCUUUAAUCAACCAGAACAGAAGCAUUGAAAUAAAGAACUCUGCUGAGCUUAACAGAAGUGAGAAAACCUUUCUCCACGUUGACCAGGAGCAAUUUCGUACUGAAUCUAAAUUCCGUGAAAGUCAGAUACCCAACACCACUAAGUCCCAACACAUUAAGCACCAGAAAACUCAAAAGAUAGAGAAACUGCCGGUAUGCAGUGAAUGUGGGAAAGCCUUCAUCAAGAAAUCUUGGCUCGUUCGUCAUCAGAUCAUUCAUCCAGGAAAGGGUCCCUUUGUAUGCAGUGAAUGUGGAAAAUCUCUUACCCAGAAGUCAAGUCUCGUUAGACAUCAGAAAAGUCACAGAAGAGAGAAACUCUUUCAAUGUAAUGAAUGUUCGAAAGCUUUCUCCACAAAACACAAGCUUAUUAUACAUCAAAGAACUCAUAAAGAGAGACGGCAUGGCUGCAACGAGUGUGGAAAAACUUUUCUUUACAUGUCUUGCCUUUUUAGACAUAAAAUAAAACACACAAGGAAGAAACAUGUAGAUACAGGCAAGGUGAAAAACCCUUCCCCAGCAAGUCAUUCCUCAUCACAUACUGCUGAUCUCAUGCGGGACAAAAACCCUGUUAGUACAGUGACUAUGCAGAUACCUUCUGUGGCAGCUCAGACAUCAGUAAACACCAGUGGACUCCUAACAAAUAGGAACGUAGUCCUUGUGGGACAGCCUGUUGCCAGGAGGGAACCGUCAGGAGAUAACAGAGAAUUUGUACAGCAGAGAGUCCUUAUGAAUACAGUGAAUGUGGUAGUGCCCAUGAAUGCAGUGAAUGUGGUAGUGCCUAUGAAUGCAGUGAAUGUGGUAGUACCUUCAGUGUCCAAUUGUAUCUUAUUUUAUGUUCCACAAAACCCGUAGGAUAAACUCAGAUACAUUCAUUGGGGACUAGUGAUUAGCAAAAAUUUCUCCUUCAUUUUAUAGCUAGAAGGUAUAUCCUGAGGGAAAUCAUAUGAAUGCAGGAACCAGGAAAGCUGAUAUACUCAUUGUACGUAAAUAUGUGGAUUCAUAUCAAGACAUAAUCUUAUUUUAACCAAAACGCAUACACAUUGAUUGCUCUGUUGUGUCAAUUAAAUGAAUGAAAGUCUGAGUUGAUGUCAGUGGACAAAAUAACAUGAGUUUUUAAAACAGAAAAAAUAAUCGGUAUCUGAAAUGUUACCUGUUAUUUGCUGUGAAAUCAGUUCUGAUUCAUGGUGACUCCAUGUGGUAUAAAUGAAAAAUCACAUAGGAUGUGAUGUGUAGGUAAAAGUAUUGGAUUGGUCAGAAUUGGGGUACAUAUAUAUCAUUUCAGUUUAUCCAGAUUAGUGUGAAGGAUCCAUUGAAAACCAGAAUGUUUACCAUCAAUUUUAUAACUAUAUUAUGCAGGGAGACUUUUGAAGCAAUAGAAUUCUAUUGAGUCUAUUGAUGAAUGUAAGCAAUAUUUCUCACAUACUGCCUUUGUACCUGGCCCUGUUUCCAGGAACUGAAAAUACAGUGGUGAAUAAAAAAAGUCCAUGCCCUCUUGGAGAGAGCAUUGAGUUGGAUUAUAUUUUGACACUCCAGCUAAUCUAGUCAAAGGAUGUAAAAAUGGCACAGCGGUGGCAUCUGACCUCCUCUAACUUCACAAGGGGGAAGAAGAAUCAACAGCCCAAGGCUGAUUUCCUGUGAGGUAGAGGUCAGACAUACCUCCUAUC